CUUCUCCGAUUAUAUAAACACCCACUUACACUUUUCAAUAAACAUCUGGUCUACAAUUUCUUCAGAAUGUCUCUCACUUUCUUUGCCUCUCUGCGCCAUCGGGUUUCAAUGCGUUUUCCUCUUCUGCUAUACGCCGCCACAUGGACUGCGCUUCUGACGACGAUAGUGGCCGUGGCUUCUUUCUCGCCGGAGAUUGCUUUUGUAUCAGCGAUAUCUACGUCGUCGUCGUUUUCGCGGAAGUGCGAAGUAGAGGGAACCGUUAGAGUUCCGGUAGACUUGCCGGGAGAGAUUGUGUGCUUGCCGGCUCAACUGUUCGUGAAAUCAAAGAUUGAUUUGAUUGUUCCUCCAGUUUUCGCGGCCGUUGUGGUGGCUGGGUCUGCUUGGGUGGUUCGGGCAAUAGGCUUUCUGGGAUGACCAUGAGGCCCGUUGAGUUUUUUUUUUUUUUAAUAAAUUUUUUUAAUUUUUUUUCACCUUAAUAUAUUGCGAGAGAUUGAUAUAAAACGGUAAAACCGAGAUUUGAUUCUGCCGGUGGUUAUUGUUUUUAUUUUAAAAUUUGUUCUAAAAUAAGAUUAAAUUUCUAUUA
Hevea brasiliensis (rubber tree) is the source of this 583-nucleotide messenger RNA. RefSeq lists its product as uncharacterized. The record is from RefSeq and is a predicted model, not a curated record. The coding region runs from base 67 to 414 and encodes 115 amino acids. The transcript has a single exon. Lineage: Eukaryota; Viridiplantae; Streptophyta; Magnoliopsida; Malpighiales; Euphorbiaceae.